Messenger RNA from Chlorella variabilis, 1647 nucleotides. Its product is annotated as expressed protein. The record is from RefSeq and is a predicted model, not a curated record. Lineage: Eukaryota; Viridiplantae; Chlorophyta; Trebouxiophyceae; Chlorellales; Chlorellaceae. The transcript is spliced from 5 exons. The coding region runs from base 45 to 1466 and encodes 473 amino acids.
CGCAAAUGCCCUCCACCUGCACAUGUCUUCCUUCCUGACAGAAAAUGACAGACACUCUCUCCUCUCAACCACCUCCGUUGGCUGCCACCCCGCGUGAAACGGUGCCGUUUUCGUGCGAGGUGGGCAGCAAACAGGUCCUGGUGCCACAGUCCCCAGGCAGCAAGGCCACGCCAGCUGCUGCUUUUCAAAACCAACUCUUCAGCCCAGGGCUGCAGCGUCAGGGCUCUUGGACUAUUGAGGCGCAGCGCUCGGGCAGGAUGGAGGCGGCAGUCCACAGCAGCGCCAGUGCAGGUUGUGGCGCUAGCCCCUCCACGGGAUGGACCGACACCCCCGCCAGCGCCCCCUACCUUGAGUCGCACAAGGUGGAUGACCUGUGGGGCCGACUGGAGAGCCUUGAGCAGGCCCUGAAGGACAUGGAGAGCAAGGCGGUUCAACAUCUGGACAUUAGCUUGCAGGAGAAGGUGCUGGCCACUGCAGCCAAAAUAGUGCAGAAGCGGUUCCUUUCUGACAAGGAGCUGGACAAGAAGCUUCAGAUGCAGAUCCUGCAGACUGCCAUCAAAGUGGUUAAGCGGCACGCUGCUGCGGCACCAUCGGAGGAGGUCAUUACCCGGCGGCUAGAGUUUGAGCAGGGCAGGGAGGCUGGUGCAGCUGGUGUGGUGACGGGGGUGCAGCAGUACAUUGCGCACAUUGAGCAGAAUGUGUUGGAGCUGCUGGAGGUGCGGCUGGCCACCGGGGUUGUGCGCUUGGAGCAACGGCUGGACGUGGUGGAGGAGGCACAGCAACGGGCGGUGGUGGCAGUGCCUUCACAAGAUGCCUCGCACCAGAUGCUGGACCGGGUGGCGGCGGUGGAGGCGGCCUUGGUGGAGCAGGGCCGUGCUGUGGCUGACUUAUUGGCAGCGCUUCGCACACGUGGUGCAAUGGAGUUGCCGCAGCAGGAGGCCACGGCUGUAGGCGAGGCGCAAGCGGCUACAGCGCACCAGCUGGCUGACCCUGCAGCAGCGGUGGCGGCUGAACCCACGCCAAGAGAAGUCAUGCCUGAUGCAGGGCGUGACACAGCCACUGCAGAGCCGUCAACUCACCGGCAGGAGCCUCCACGGCCAGCUCCGGCAGCGCAGCAGUUGCACCAACGCAAGUCGGUGGUGGUGAAGCGCAGCUUGCUGGCAGACCCCUGCCGCUCCGCUGCCAGCUCCCCCAAGCCAGCCCUGUCACGCUUAAACACCAUGCAUGCAGCCGGCACCGCGCAGCGCAUUGCUAUGGCCACAGCCCGGGAGCAGCUGGCGAAGCAGGCUAUGCUCGCGCGGGAGGAGGAGGAGGUAAAGACGCCCCUGUGGGUCAGCAUGAUGUACGUAUUUGGCUGGACCCUGUUGCUCGUGGUGGGCCUUGCGGCGCUUACGAUGGGUGCUCUGGCGGUGAUGGUGAAGAAUGGCAGGCUGAGUGAGAGUGACCUUGAGUUUGUGUGGCGCUGACAGCCGAAUGAGGCGUAAAAGAGACGGGGAACCCUGCUGCCUUCCACAGUCCCUGUGGGGUUGCAUGGGCAGUAUAUGGGGACGACCAGCCACCGUGGCACGCCAGUUCUUCUUGCUUGCAACACAAACCUCUGUAAUGAGGAUUGCACAAGCAUUAUGCAAGAGUAACAUGUGUAGAGAG